Molecule: messenger RNA, 1782 nt
Organism: Penicillium canariense
Lineage: Eukaryota; Fungi; Ascomycota; Eurotiomycetes; Eurotiales; Aspergillaceae
Product: histidine--tRNA ligase
Exons: 2
Coding region: 1-1782 (593 amino acids)
Biological process (GO): mitochondrial translation
Cellular component (GO): mitochondrion
Source: RefSeq, a predicted model, not a curated record
AUGACGGGCCUUCCUGCUUCUCUACGCUCAGCACGACGAGCAAUUGUCGACUCCUCCGGCGCGGUCUCUCUCGUUCGCGUGACUCAUCUGCCAGCACAACGCCAGCGCGCCGCCGCCUCGAAUCAAAUUUGUCUCCGUGUCCCCACCAUCCCCCACCAUCCAAAUCUUCCCCGCCGCACUCGUUUCUUUUCCUCAAUCCCUCAUUUCGCCGCGGAGAUCAACACAAUGGGCAAAGAUAAGGGUCCCUCGUUCAACCUCAAGACCCCUAAGGGCACCAAGGACUGGUGCGGUUCCGACGCCAUCCUCCGGGACCGCAUCUUCACCACCAUCGCCGACGUUUUCAAGCGCCACGGUGGCACCGCCCUCGAUACCCCUGUCUUUGAGCUGCGUGAGAUCCUGGCCGGCAAGUAUGGUGAGGACUCCAAGCUCAUUUACGACCUCCAGGACCAGGGCGGCGAGAUCUGCUCGCUGCGCUACGACCUGACGGUUCCUUUUGCGCGGUGGCUCGCCAUGAACCCUGAUAUCCGCAGCAUCAAGCGCUACCACAUUGCGAAGGUGUACCGCCGAGACCAGCCGGCCGUCAGCAAGGGCCGUAUGCGUGAGUUCUACCAGUGCGACUUCGACAUCGCUGGUACCUUCGACGCUAUGGUGCCCGACGCCGAGGUUAUGCGCAUUGUCAGCGAAGUAUUUGAGGAGCUGGGCUGGAACGGCCAAUAUACCAUCAAGAUCAACCACCGCAAGAUUCUGGACGGCGUGUUCCAGGUCUGCGGCGUGCCCGAGGACAAGAUUCGGCCUAUCUCGAGUGCCGUCGACAAGCUGGAUAAGAUGCCGUGGGCGGACGUGCGUAAGGAAAUGGUUGAGCAGAAGGGCCUGGAUGGUGCUGUGGCGGAUCUCAUCGAGACCUACGUCAUGAACAAGGGCGGGCGUGAACUGCUGAACAAGCUGCUCCAGGAUGAGAGGCUUACUGCCAACGCCUCUGCCAAGGCCGGCCUGGAUGACAUGGCCCUGAUGAUGGACUACUUGGAGGCAUUCAAUGUGCUGGAUAAGAUCUCGUUCGAUAUGUCUUUGGCCCGUGGAUUGGAUUACUAUACUGGCGUGAUCUACGAGGUUGUCACCGAGGGCUCCGCCCCCGCUGUGCAGUCUGAUGCCCCGGAGGCCCAGAAGCUGCAGAAGUCCGGCAAGAAGGACAAGUCGAAGAACUCCGAGGAUGAUGACCGGUCCAAUGACCCUACUCUUGGCGUUGGCAGUGUUGCUGCGGGUGGACGCUACGAUAAUCUGGUGGGUAUGUUCCUGCCCAAGGCGCAAAUUCCCUGCGUUGGCGUUUCAUUCGGUGUCGACCGCAUCUUCUCUAUCACCAAGGCACGCCUCGAGCGUGAACAGAGUGCCAAGACUCUCCGAAAUAGCGAGGUGGAUGUUCUUGUCAUGGCUUUCGGCGGCAAGGGCUUUACCGGUAUGCUCAAGGAGCGUAUGGAGAUCUGCCAGAAGCUGUGGAGCGCCGGUAUCAAGGCCGAGUUCUCGUACAAGCUCAAGCCCAAGCCAAUGCAGCAAUUCAAGGCUGCCGAAGACGGCGGCAUUCCCUUCGGCGUCAUCAUCGGCGAAGACGAGCUGGCCGCCGGCAAGGUCAAGAUCAAGGAGAUGGGUCUGGACAAGGACCACCCCGAGAAGGAGGGUGUGGAGGUUGAUCUGGCUUCGCUCAUCUCCGAGGUGCAGUCCCGCCUUGUCCGGAAACAGGGCGGCUCUGUUGUCAGCUUGGCGCAGCAGCUGCAGGGCGUGCAGGUUUGA